AUGCGGCGACUCGAGAUAUCGACAUCCGGUGCUGUGCUUGCUUCCUUGCUGGCGCUGGCUCCAUCGCCCGUAUCAGCCUUCUACUUCCCGGGUGUCGCACCUACAUCAUACAAGACCGGAGACGCAGUACCACUAUAUGUCAAUCAUCUCACACCCGCCGACUCGCAAAAUGACCCCAAACUACGCUCCGUAUUCUCCUUCGACUACUAUCAUCCGCCAUUCCACUUCUGCCAACCGAAAGAAGGCCCCAAAUACAUCCGAGAGAGCUUAGGGAGCAUAUUGUUCGGUGAUCGCAUACAAACGAGCCCAUUCGAGCUAAAAAUGGGCGUAAAUGAGACGUGUAAAGCGUUGUGUGAGGCGCCAUAUGCGCCCGAGGAUGCAACCUUUGUCAACAGCAGAAUAUACCAAGGCUACGACCUAAACUGGUUAAUAGAUGGCUUACCAGCUGCACAGCUACUGAGGGAUCCAAGCUCAGACGAGCCGUUUUACAGUCCUGGAUUUGCGCUAGGGUUGGUGGAUGUGGAGAAUCCGACAUUGAAUAAUCACUACGAUAUCGUGAUUGAUUACCAUGAGGCGGGCCCGGACAACUAUAGGGUCGUGGGUGUGCUCGUGGAUCCCUAUUCGAUGCGCGACUCGAAAAUGCUGGGCAAUGGCAAGGUGCAAUGUGGCGAUGGGCAAACACCAACACCGGUUAUACUAAACGAGAACGUGGAGACUUUGGUGACGUUUACGUACAGCGUGUACUGGAGGCUCAGUCCGACGCCGUUUGCGACACGGUGGGACAAGUACCUACAUGUCUACGACCCCAAAAUCCAUUGGUUCUCCCUCAUCAAUUCCGCGGUUAUAGUCGUCUUCCUCGUUGGAAUGGUUAGCACCAUCUUGGUGCGCACGCUCAGGAAGGACAUCGCCAGAUACAAUAGGUUGGACCAAUUUGCGCUCGAUGACUUUGGAGAGCAUGAUGAUGUCGAGGACGGUGUGGCAGACGAUUCGGGCUGGAAACUGGUCCACGGGGAUGUGUUCAGGUCACCAAAGAACCCGCUAUUCCUAUCGGUGUUGGUCGGCAAUGGAGCUCAGCUAUUCGCGAUGACUGCGCUGACCAUUGCAUUCGCACUCCUGGGCUUCCUCUCCCCCAGCAACCGCGGCGCUCUCGGAACCGUCAUCAUCAUCUUCUACACCCUUUUCGGAUCCAUUGGCGGCUACGUCUCGUCCCGUACGUACAAAUCCUUCCACGGCGAGUCUUGGAAACUCUGCUUCUUCUACACUCCCGUCGCCCUACCCGGUCUCGUCUUCACCACCUUUUUCCUCCUCAACUUGUUCGUCUGGGGUCGCGGCGCGUCCGGUGCUGUUCCAUUCACCACCAUGCUUGUUGUAGUGAUUAUUUGGUUUGUCAUAUCAGUACCUCUGAGUUUUGCUGGGUCCUGGUUGGGGUUCAAACAAGCUGCCAUCGAAGCACCUGUGCAUACAAACCAGAUUCCGCGGCAGAUUCCGCCCGCAGGAGGCUAUCUCCGGCCUCUUCCCUCUAUGGCUCUAGCCGGUGUACUACCUUUUGGCGCCAUCUUUGUCGAACUCUACUUUAUCAUGAACUCGAUCUGGUUCUCGAAAGUGUACUAUAUGUUUGGCUUCCUCUUCAUUUGCUUUGGGCUGAUGAUCAUUACGUCUGCAGCAGUCACCGUGCUCAUGAUAUACUUCCUGCUUUGUGCGGAGAACUAUCACUGGCAAUGGAGAUCUUUCUUCACGGCAGGUGCCUGCGCGGCGUAUGUGUUUGCGAGCUGUUUGCUGUAUUGGAUCAAGGACGUGAGCUUUUUGAGCUGGACAAGCGGAGUGGUUUAUCUCGGAUACUCGGCGCUGCUGAGUUCGUUGGUUUUCGUGCUCACUGGUACGAUUGGCUUCUUCGCAAGCUGGCUCUUUGUGCUCAAGAUUUACAAGUCAAUCAAGGUAGACUGA
Molecule: messenger RNA, 1944 nt
Organism: Cucurbitaria berberidis CBS 394.84
Lineage: Eukaryota; Fungi; Ascomycota; Dothideomycetes; Pleosporales; Cucurbitariaceae
Product: endosomal integral membrane protein
Exons: 3
Coding region: 1-1944 (647 amino acids)
Biological process (GO): protein localization to membrane; vacuolar transport
Cellular component (GO): fungal-type vacuole membrane; endosome
Source: RefSeq, a predicted model, not a curated record